Messenger RNA from Magnolia sinica, 1514 nucleotides. Its product is annotated as SWR1-complex protein 4. Bases 1 to 1332 code for a protein of 443 amino acids. Lineage: Eukaryota; Viridiplantae; Streptophyta; Magnoliopsida; Magnoliales; Magnoliaceae. Gene Ontology annotation, molecular function: transcription corepressor activity. Gene Ontology annotation, cellular component: NuA4 histone acetyltransferase complex; nucleus; Swr1 complex. The transcript has 17 exons. The record is from RefSeq and is a predicted model, not a curated record. Gene Ontology annotation, biological process: DNA repair; negative regulation of transcription by RNA polymerase II; chromatin remodeling.
AUGGAUGCGAAGGACAUAUUGGGAAUUAUUCCAAAAGCAACGCCUCAGGAUAAGAAGCCUCGCUCCCAGAAAGACUCUCAUCGCAAACCAGAUGGCGUCUCUCGCGAGGUUUACGCGCUUACGGGCGGAUUGGGCCCACUCAUGCCUUCUCUCGACGCCUCCCACUUGAAACGCCGGCCUCCGUCUGACAAGGAAAAGGUCACAUGGCAGUGGCUUCCUUUUACGUCAUCUGCUCGGGCGGAUACUUUGCAGCUUUAUCACUGGGUCAGGGUCGUAAACAGUAUUCCUCCAACAGGCGACUACUCUUUUGCCAAGUAUAACAAGUCUGUAGAUAUUGUAAAAUACACGGAUGAGGAAUACGAGAAGCAUUUGACUGAUCCUAUGUGGACCAAGGAAGAGACCGAUCAGUUAUUUGACUUGUGUGAACGGUUCGAUCUACGUUUUAUAGUGAUAGCUGAUAGGUUUCCAUCCUCUCGAAGCGUGGAGGCAUUGAAGAGUCGUUAUUAUGCAGUUUCUCGAGCGCUUUUGGUUGCUAGAGCUCCAUCUCCUGGUGAUGUCUCUGGUCAUCCUCUUGUUAAGGAAUCAUACAAUAUGUCACAGGAGGUUGAACGCAAGCGUGCAUUGUCUAUGAUUUUCUCUCAAACAAAGCAGCAGGAGCGAAAAGAUGCUGAGAUUCUUGCUGAAGCAAAGAGAAUAGCCGAGUCACGCAUGCUUAGCAAGGCUGCUGAAGAAGCUGAGUUGCCAGUGGAUGAAACUGUUGGUCCUGAAAGUACUGAAAAGGCAGCUAUUCCUGUUGAAUCUGUCUCACCUUCUUCCAAUGCUCAGCCUACAACUACACAAGAUAGUGCCUCUGUUCCUGCUUCACUUCGCAUGCUCCGUGUAUAUUUGAGAACACAUGCUCUUGAUCAAAUGGUGCAAGCAGCAAGCACAUCUGCCGGACUCCGUACUACCAAGAGGGUUGAACAGACUUUACAAGAGCUUGGGAUUCAUCUAAAACCAAAGGUCCCGACCAAAGCAGUUUGUGCAGAGCACCUGGAAUUACGAAAAGAAAUACUUACUCUACUUAACCUCCAGAAACAGGUGCAAUAUAAGGAGGCGGAAGCUUCUGGUCACAAUGACAGUUCAUAUGUUGAAACACCAGGCACUCCCAAGCGCUCUCACCGUGGAGGAGAUCAAGAUCGGCCAUUUGUCAUUCCUGAUUCUGUUGCUUUUGGAGGUGAAAGAGUUGGAAAACGGGAGCAAAAACGCAAGGCCCCUGGAAGAUAUUCUGAAGCACCACCAUCACCCCCUCAGUCGACAAAGAGGGCUCGAAAAUUAAAAGCUUCUGACUAAUGAGCCUUAGAAUUACUACACUGAGAAAGCGGAAGAUCCCGCUGUUGCCCCUGGAGGAGCUAGAUGAAUGGUGGUGAUCUCAUAUAUGUCGAAUUCAGGGGAGAAACAAGUGGGCCCAAUUGAUGAAAUCCCUAAUAUUUUGGAUUUUUCAUGCCUAUUAUUGCUUUGUUCUUGAAACGACA